Messenger RNA from Chenopodium quinoa (quinoa), 549 nucleotides. Its product is annotated as probable inorganic phosphate transporter 1-3. The record is from RefSeq and is a predicted model, not a curated record. Gene Ontology annotation, biological process: transmembrane transport. NCBI's taxonomy places the organism in Eukaryota, Viridiplantae, Streptophyta, Magnoliopsida, Caryophyllales, Amaranthaceae. Gene Ontology annotation, cellular component: membrane. The transcript has 2 exons. Bases 1 to 549 code for a protein of 182 amino acids. Gene Ontology annotation, molecular function: transmembrane transporter activity.
AUGGUUCGAGCCAUGUCUUCUAAGGACCACAUAAAUCCAUAUGAAUUUAUUGUCGCUUUCAUAGACGUCAUUGGACGUUGGUGGAUUCAGAUGAUGGGAUUCUUUUUCAUGACUGUUUUCAUGUUUGCCAUUGCCUUCCCCUACAAAUAUUGGCAACAAAAGGAGAACCGUAUCGGGUUCAUUAUUAUGUAUGGGCUAACCUUCUUCUUUGCCAACUUUGGUCCUAAUGCCACAACCUUCGUGGUUCCCGCAGAAGUCUUCCCGGCUAGGUUGAGAUCUACUUGCCAUGGUAUAUCUGCAGCAACUGGAAAAGCCGGGGCUAUAGUAGGAGCCUUUGGAUUUGUGUACGCCUCGCAAGAAAAGGAUCCGGCUAAGAGAGAUCAUGGUUAUCCCGCCGGUAUUGGGAAGAGUAAGUCUCUUAUCGUGCUCGGUGUCAUCAACUUUAUUGGUAUGCUUUGCACUUUAAUGGUUCCCGAAUCUAAGGGUAAGUCACUUGAAGAAUUAGCUGGCGAGGUUGAGGUCGAUGACGACCGCAGAGGAUCCGCUUGA